Messenger RNA from Coturnix japonica (Japanese quail), 2376 nucleotides. NCBI's taxonomy places the organism in Eukaryota, Metazoa, Chordata, Aves, Galliformes, Phasianidae. The record is from RefSeq and is a predicted model, not a curated record.
CUCGGUGCUCCCCGGCCCACAGGCGCCCGCCUCGGCCCGCGCUGCCAACGGCCCGCAGCGUGCGCAGCCUGCCCCGCCCCGCACGGAGGGUGGGCGGGAAGGCACCGGCAGGCGGGGAACGCAGUAAGACAUUCACAGAAUCACGGAAGGGAAUUCUGGAGGUCAUUCAGCCCGUUGCUAUUGUCCUGACGGCACCACUAGAAAGAGCCCGGCCCCAUCUGUUUGACUCCCUCACUUUUAGGAACGACAGAAGCAAGAGGGGGGUCUGGAUGAAGUGCUCUGCUCUGCUGCAGUCUGUGGGCUGCAGGCAGGACAUUUACCUUUGUACAGAUCAUUGACAUGCUCCUAAGCCCUUUGUUGCAGCAAAAGGUAAGAUUUUUCCUCUCCGAGGAGAAAGUGAUGGAUGAAAUGAGUAAUAGUGACUUCAGCAAAACAACCAGUUUUCAGCAUGCAGUGUCCUCUUGCUGUGGAGCUAUAGUUACUUCAUUGUUUGUAACUCCACUCGAUGUUGUCAAAACUCGACUGCAAGCCCAAAGCAGUCCAUCCCCCAAAGGAAAGUGUUUGGUAUACUCCAAUGGCCAAGUACAUCAUACACAUGUUUGUGAGAAUGGAGAUGGCAAAGUGUUCUAUAAUAGAAACAGGCAUUUCAAAGGGAUGUUGGAUGCUUUUGUGAAAAUUAUUCAAAUAGAGGGAAUUAAAUCUCUCUGGAGUGGACUUUCCCCAACGCUAAUAAUGGCCCUUCCUACCUCAGUAAUCUAUUUUACCUGCUAUGAAAAACUGCGUGAAGCUCUGAGGUUUAGACUAGGAGAGGAUAAUGACCACAUUCCAAUCGUUGCAAGUUCCUUAAGCAGAUUUGUUUCAGUUACUGCAGUGAGUCCCGUGGAGCUGAUCAAAACUAGAAUGCAGUAUCACACACUGUCCUACAAGCAGCUGCAGCUGAGCAUCAGGAGUACAGUGGCCAGAGAUGGGUGGCUUUUCCUAUGGAGAGGCUGGAGCAGUACUGUUCUGCGAGAUGUACCUUUCUCAGCAGUGUACUGGUAUAAUUAUGAACGUUUCAAGAAGAUGAUGUGCAAGAAUGGUGGUGCACAUGAACCAACGUUUUUUAUUGCUUUUACUGCAGGAGCAGCAUCGGGCUCUAUUGCAGCUGUCGUAACUCUGCCAUUUGAUGUAGUGAAAACACAUCGGCAGACUGAAAUUUGGGAGAGUGAGACUUUGCAAAGUAAGUUGCAGAGGGACAGCGCAUCUACCUGGGCAGUUAUGAGGAAAAUUGUCGCUAAGAAAGGGAUUGCUGGAUUAUUUGCUGGUUUUACUCCACGGCUGUUUAAAGUUACUCCUUCUUGUGCCAUAAUGAUCAGCACAUAUGAAUAUGGGAAGGCUUUCUUCAGACAUUUAAAUGAAAAGACAAACCAGCAUUCCUGAGUCUCCUUCAUCCAAUUGCAUGAAGUCAAAAUGCACGGAGAAAUUUGUGCCAAAUUUCAGACUGCCCGUCAAAGCAUCUUUCUACCUUUACAUUUUGUAACUAAAUGUAACUUCAUUUUUUCACUGUUUCACAAAGGAUAAAUUGGGUUUUUUUUUUCCCCUUUAAGAAAAAUACACAGCCUUGCAAUUGUUGUCAAAAUGGUGAGUUCUCUUGCAGCUACAGAGAGGGGAAAAAAAAGAGUGACUUUGACUGUUCCUCAGUGAUUAUUAGAAAGGAAAAAAAUGAACCUGGCCAAUGUGGUGAAGAAUAACAACUGUCACUGCUCAGUUUCAGCAUGACUGAAUGUUCUGUUGGAUGUAUGAAGCAAUGUUUAGACAAUACUGCAGGUAUCCCAAGAAAGGGACAUCUCCAUGUGGAAGCUGAUAGAGAUUAAAUUCAAUAGGAAUUUGUUUAUGCUUCCUUAGUGUCUUUUCAAUCAUGUGAAUGUUUAUUUGCAGCUCCAUAGUUUGUGUAAACAGAUUCUUUUCAUUUCCAGGUUUAUUUAUAACAAGAAAUGUUUUAGGUCAAGCUGGAAAAAAUGCAUUGCGCCUAUCAGAGUCCCAGAGAACACUAUGAAUACAUUGCCAGGUGCUGCAGUGCCUUUUCAGUUGAAGAUAAUAUUCCUAGUGCAUGCUCUUACUGGGAAGCACACCCAGGCACUGGAACCAACUGCGCUGUGGUGUUGGAGGAGUGCUCCAGAACAUUUUAUAAGUAAACGUAGACCUUAUUUUGAGCUUCUAUAGUCAAAAGAGCCAAAAGACAAAGAGCCAUAACAGCAGAUUUUGGGCCACACAAUGGAAUAGAGCAACAACAUCUCUCUGUUGUUCAAGAAGAGAAUCUGCUGUAAAUUCACUACUACUGUAAUUUGCCAAAUGCUCUUAUUUUACCUUGUUUUAUUAAAAGAGAGACAAAAACCA